This is a messenger RNA of Melampsora larici-populina 98AG31, 1038 nucleotides long. RefSeq lists its product as uncharacterized. Lineage: Eukaryota; Fungi; Basidiomycota; Pucciniomycetes; Pucciniales; Melampsoraceae. Bases 1 to 1038 code for a protein of 345 amino acids. The record is from RefSeq and is a predicted model, not a curated record. The transcript is spliced from 4 exons.
AUGGCAUCGACGUCGAGAUCAGCGGAAGAGAAAAAGCUAGCUCAGGCAGAAGAGAGGAGGAGAAGAGCCGAAUCGAGGGCUCCGAAAGAAGGUGAAGGAAAUGUCGACAUGAAUCUGAUACAAGAAGCGGGUCAAAUAGCUAGAGAAGAAGAUCUUUUGGAGAGCCAUCAGGUGAUACACGGAGCUGGACCCAAGGCCGCGUUUCGAGAGUCAAAAGGUGCCGAUUCUCGUAGCCAAGCGCUCUUAGAGGCCUUGACGCACGCGUUGGAUACCAACAAUGGAGUUGAAGCCAGGAAGCUGGUCGCGGAUUUCAAUGAUUCGUAUGGAUCGCUGGUGGCGAUGGAUUACGAUGGUUAUGUACCUCCGGAACCUAAAGGAUCAGUCCAUGAUCAGCCGAGUCUUCAGGCCCAAGAAAGUCAAAAGAGCGUACCUCAGGCCCAGACACAACAGAAGUCCGCGAGUUCGAGAUUGAUGGACUCUAGUCAAUUGCUAGCGUUGAUCUCCGGGCCGUUACCUUUCAGCGGCCAAGAACCUCAAUCAAAUGGUGCCGGGACGGGUGUACACCCUCCUGUUGUGGCAAAGACGAUUCCAGAAAUCGAAAUCCAGAUGAAGAAGAGAGCGAAGAAGCGGAAGGGGAAGAAGCGAGCUGAGCGAGUCGAGGCACCUUCUUCGUCUUCUGACGAGUCCAAAGGACAGAAGUCGAGGAAGAAGAAGAAAGAGGAACCGUCUUCUUCAGAUGAAUCGGAUGACUCAAAGCCGAAGAAGAAAAAGAGGAAGAGGAAAGCUUCAUCAAAGAAGAAGAAACAGCUGAAGUUAACACAAACCCUAAUCGAGGGAAACGUGGCGGUGGGGUCAAGAAGUCCUAUCAGAAGAGAAAUACCUAUCAAGGUAACUUCCAUUACAACAGGGGCAACAAGUCCGCCCAGGAGAGCCAAACUGACCUAUAUGGCGAAACCGUACUACCAGCAUAAGGGUGCGAAACAAAACCAAGCGCCUAGCGCACAGAAAGCGCAACCGACAGAGGCACAGAAUGCGUGA